CAAACAUAAUCAAGUAUACAAAGUUUCUCUUCCUCACAACACAUAAGAAAUUUAGAGAGGAAGAGAGAUUAAUAUACAUAAGAUGGGUGAGUUAACAUUUUGUGAGAAAGUUAGUGCAUGGUUUAGAAAUUCCAAAUCAUAUUUGCUUAUCCUAAGUUUACAAUUUGGAUCGGCUGGAAUGUAUGUUCUGACUAUGGAUGCCCUUAACAAGGGCAUGAGUCACUAUAUUUUUGUGGUAUAUCGUAAUGUCAUUGCAACUAUUGCUCUUGCUCCAUUUGCUUUUUUCCUUGAAAGGAAAAUUAGGCCCAAGAUGACAGUUCGGAUAUUUUCAGAAAUUUUUGCACUAGCUUUUGUCGAGAUAAUACUUGAUCAGUGCUUCACGUUCUUGGGGAUGAAGCUAACAUCAGCAUCUUUUGCAUCUGCUGUGAUGAAUUCCGUACCUUCCAUCACCUUUGUACUUGCAAUAAUUUUUAGAUUGGAACGUAUGAAAAUUAAGGAAAUAGGAUGCCAAGCCAAAGUGAUUGGCACAGUGGUGAGUCUUGGAGGUGCAUUUCUAAUGGCACUAUACAAAGGUCCAGUUCUUCAAAUUGCUGGAUCUUCAGCAGCUACCCAGAUGCACCAACCUGAAAAUGUGAACGAUCCCAGUGGUUCACACUGGCUCCUUGGUGCAUUAUUCCUUCUCAUUGGUUGUGCUGGCUUCUCUGCAUUUUACAUUUUACAAGCUAUAACAUUGAGAAAGUAUCCAGCAGAGAUGUCACUGGCCACGUGGGUUUGCUUUAUUGGUGCACUUCAAAGCAGUGCUGUAACUAUUUUCAUGGAGCGCAAACAUCCUGAAGCCUGGUCUUUGGGCCUGGACUCUAGACUCUUUGCUUCAGUAUAUGCGGGAAUUGUAACUUCAGCAAUUCAAUUUUAUGUGCAAGGCUCUGUAAUUAAAACUAUGGGACCUGUUUUUGUGACUGCUUUUAAUCCUUUGCGUAUGAUUAUAGUCACAGCCUUGGCUUGUAUUGUCCUCUCUGAGAAACUCCAUCUUGGAAGCAUUGUUGGAGGAGUGGUGGUGGUUACAGGACUAUACCUUGUUGUAUGGGGCAAAUCAAAAGAACAAAAGGCAAUGAUGUCAGAUGAGUCCCCACAAAAAAUCUCCCAACAAGGACAACAACAACUACCAAUUACUGUCCCCAAAAUUGAUAACAAUGAAGAUAAUAAACCUCAAUUGAUUAUAAUUGAAGAUCAAACAAGCACAGAGAAGCAGUGAGCAUUAUCAAAUUAAGUGGUCACCUUAUUGGGAUAUAUCUAUGACCAUAUAUAGUGUGACAUGACAUUAGUCUAAGGACUAAUUUGUGCUAAAUUGUCAAUUUACUUGUUGCAGAACAAAUCCAUUUUCAAACUUGGAUGAUUUUGUUUUGAUUUUGAGUUUUAAUUUUGCAUUUAACAAAAUAUGAAAUGCAUAUCUUCCUUUUGUAUUGCAUUGCUGACUUUAACAAAAAUAAAUAAGAGAGUCGUAACGGUUGUGUUCAAA
Medicago truncatula (barrel medic) is the source of this 1516-nucleotide messenger RNA. RefSeq names its product WAT1-related protein At4g08290. Gene Ontology annotation, cellular component: membrane. The transcript is spliced from 7 exons. Lineage: Eukaryota; Viridiplantae; Streptophyta; Magnoliopsida; Fabales; Fabaceae. The record is from RefSeq and is a predicted model, not a curated record. Gene Ontology annotation, molecular function: transmembrane transporter activity. The coding region runs from base 83 to 1252 and encodes 389 amino acids.